GAAGACAGGAAUUUAUUGAAAACAAAAGUACACUCCAUAGUGGGGAAGCGAACCCACGCAGCAGCCCAAGGGCCCAGGCAGAAUCUUCUGGGGUCCAAAUACCCCCUAGAAGUUUCCCAUUGGCCACUUUAUGCUCACUUGAUGUAACUGAAGUGGUAGCCCACAAUCAGAGGUCAAGGUGAAGUUACAAAAUUAUACUUCUAUGCAAACGAAGACUCUCCCGCCAUCAGUCUGAUUGGUUGUGGACAGCAACCGUGCAGAGGCUGGAGUGAAGUUACAAAGUUGCAAACAAAGACUGGAAGGCGUUCAGUGUGAUUUGUUGCGGACAGCCAAUUUCCCAUCUGCCACGCAGAAAAGGUCCAAGGGGCCUCUGGUUCUUUUGUUACUUAGGCGUGGAAAGUUGAGGUUUUCCUUUCAAUUUAGUUCUAAGAAGUCACGUGAAACAGCCAUAGGUUCCCUGCCUCCAGACCCUAUUCUCCUGCCUCAUUUACUGCAGUCCUCUCUGCCCACUUCUUUUAGCGACUAGCAUGAGAUGAGGAUUCGUCUUCUAAUAUCCCUCACCAGUCCUUCCCCUGUCAUUUAGCGAACUGCUCACUGGGCACUAGGACUUUGGGGAGAGUCCUAAGAGGCCCCUCUUCGUCCAGGGGCUUUUUUCUCUUCCAGCCUCCAUCUCCUAACUCAAGGGGUACAGCUCAGUCAGAUUAUGUUUGGCGCCCCGGGACAGUACAAACCCAGGGCCCGUGGAUAGAGGAGGCAUCUCACUACGCUGCACGAGGCCACCUCGCAGUAGGCAGCUCAGCCCUGCCACAAAACCCAAGAACCUAACCAGGAAGACGGGGAGGCCGCGGGCUUCAACUCCCAAGAGAUGGACUACACCUCCCAGCAGCCUCUGCGCGCAGGCUGAGGAUCCCUCCGCUCUUUUUCUGUCCCGCCAGCUGGGCUCCCCGCGACCAGCCAAGGGCCAAGGCCAGGUCUUUCAGAAUCUGAGGUCCGUCUUCUUAUCACAUUUCCGGGGAGGGACGGCUAGGAGCUCCGGAGGAAAAACGGACUUUUUUUGAGGAGAAAAGCGGAGGCAGACGGUGGAUGACGAGACGCCCCGCACCUGCAGAUUUUCGCGCGCUUUGGCGCAGGUGGUUGUGGGUAGCGCGCCUGGGAGGGAGAAAGAAGUCGGGGGCCGUGGCGCGCAGCCCGCGGGGCCUGAAGUGAUGUUCGAAGACGAGCCCCACGCUGAGGGGGCGGCGGUGGUCGCCGCAGCCGGGGAGGCGCUACAGGCCCUGUGCCAGGAGCUGAACCUGGACGAGGGGAGCGCGGCCGAAGCCCUGGACGACUUUACUGCCAUCCGUGGCAACUACAGUCUAGAGGGAGAAGUUACACACUGGUUGGCAUGUUCAUUAUAUGUUGCAUGCCGCAAAAGCAUUAUUCCCACGGUUGGAAAGGGUAUCAUGGAAGGCAACUGUGUUUCACUUACCAGAAUACUACGUUCAGCUAAAUUAAGUUUAAUACAGUUUUUUAGUAAAAUGAAGAAAUGGAUGGACAUGUCAAAUCUACCACAAGAAUUUCGUGAACGUAUAGAAAGGCUAGAGAGAAAUUUUGAGGUGUCUACUGUAAUAUUCAAAAAAUAUGAGCCAAUUUUUUUAGAUAUAUUUCAAAAUCCAUACGAAGAACCACCAAAGUUACCACGAAGCCGGAAGCAGAGGAGGAUUCCUUGCAGUGUUAAGGAUCUGUUUAAUUUCUGUUGGACACUUUUUGUUUAUACUAAGGGUAAUUUUCGGAUGAUUGGGGAUGACUUAGUAAACUCUUAUCAUUUACUUCUAUGCUGCUUGGACCUGAUUUUUGCCAAUGCGAUUAUGUGCCCAAAUAGACAAGACUUGCUAAAUCCAUCAUUUAAAGGUUUACCAUCUGAUUUUCAUACUGCUGACUUUAGGGCUUCUGAAGAGCCGCCCUGCAUCAUUACUGUACUGUGUGAAUUGCAUGAUGGACUUCUAGUAGAAGCAAAAGGAAUAAAGGAGCACUACUUUAAGCCAUAUAUUUCAAAACUCUUUGACAGGAAGAUAUUAAAAGGAGAAUGCCUCCUGGACCUUUCAAGUUUUACUGAUAAUAGCAAAGCAGUGAAUAAGGAGUAUGAAGAGUAUGUUCUAACUGUUGGUGAUUUUGAUGAGAGGAUCUUUUUGGGAGCAGACGCAGAAGAGGAAAUUGGAACACCUCGAAAGUUCACUCGUGACACCCCAUUAGGGAAACUGACAGCACAGGCUAAUGUGGAGUAUAACCUUCAACAACACUUUGAAAAAAAAAGGUCAUUUGCACCUUCUACCCCACUGACUGGACGGAGAUAUUUACGAGAAAAAGAAGCAGUCAUUACUCCUGUUGCAUCAGCCACCCAAAGUGUGAGCCGGUUACAGAGUAUUGUGGCUGGUCUGAAAAAUGCACCAAGUGACCAACUUAUAAAUAUUUUUGAAUCUUGUGUGCGUAAUCCUAUGGACAACAUUAUGAAAAUACUAAAAGGAAUAGGAGAGACUUUCUGUCAGCACUAUACUCAAUCAACAGAUGAACAGCCAGGAUCUCACAUAGACUUUGCUGUAAACAGACUAAAGCUGGCAGAAAUUUUGUAUUAUAAAAUACUAGAGACUGUAAUGGUUCAGGAAACACGAAGACUUCAUGGAAUGGACAUGUCAGUUCUUUUAGAGCAAGAUAUAUUUCAUCGUUCCUUGAUGGCUUGUUGUUUGGAAAUCGUGCUCUUUGCCUAUAGCUCACCUCGUACUUUUCCUUGGGUUAUUGAAGUUCUCAACUUGCAACCAUUUUACUUUUAUAAGGUUAUUGAGGUGGUGAUCCGCUCAGAAGAGGGGCUCUCAAGGGACAUGGUGAAACACCUAAACAGCAUUGAAGAACAGAUUUUGGAGACUUUAGCAUGGAGUCACGAUUCUGCACUGUGGGAGGCUCUCCAGGUUUCUGCAAACAAAGUUCCUACCUGUGAAGAAGUUAUAUUCCCAAAUAAUUUUGAAACAGGAAAUGUACAGGGACAUCUUCCCAUGAUGCCAAUGUCUCCUCUAAUGCACCCAAGAGUCAAGGAAGUUCGAACUGACAGUGGGAGUCUUCGAAGAGAUAUGCAACCAUUGUCUCCAAUUUCUGUCCAUGAACGCUACAGUUCUCCUACCGCAGGGAGUGCUAAGAGAAGACUCUUUGGAGAGGACCCCCCAAAGGAAAUGCUUAUGGACAAGAUCAUAACAGAAGGAACAAAAUUGAAAAUCGCUCCUUCUUCAAGCAUUACUGUUGAAAAUAUAUCAAUUUUACCUGGUCAAACUCUCCUAACAAUGGCCACAGCCCCAGUAACAGGAACAACAGGACAUAAAGUUACAAUUCCAUUACAUGGUGUUGCAAAUGAUGCUGGAGAGAUCACGCUGAUACCUAUUUCCAUGAAUACAAAUCAAGAGUCCAAAGUCAAGAGUCCUGUGUCACUUACUGCUCAUUCAUUAAUUGGUGCUUCUCCAAAACAGACCAAUCUGACUAAAGCACAAGAGGUACAUUCAACUGGAAUAAACAGGCCAAAGAGAACUGGGUCCUUAGCACUAUUUUACAGAAAGAAAUGGAGUCUCGCUGUGUUUCCCAGGCUCGUCUCGAACUCCUGGGCUCAAGCAAUCCUCCCACCUCAGCCUCCCAAAGUGCUGGGAUUACAACAGGUCUAUCAUUUGGCAAGUGUACGCUUACGUGAUCUAUGUCUAAAACUGGAUGUUUCAAAUGAGUUACGAAGGAAGAUAUGGACGUGUUUUGAAUUCACUUUAGUUCACUGCCCUGAUCUAAUGAAAGACAGGCAUUUGGAUCAGCUCCUCCUUUGUGCCUUUUAUAUCAUGGCAAAGGUAACAAAAGAAGAAAGAACUUUUCAAGAAAUUAUGAAAAGUUACAGGAAUCAGCCCCAAGCUAAUAGUCACGUAUAUAGAAGUGUUCUGCUGAAAAGUAUUCCAAGAGAAGUUGUGGCAUAUAAUAAAAAUAUAAAUGAUGACUUUGAAAUGAUAGAUUGUGACUUGGAAGAUGCUACAAAAACACCUGACUGUUCCAGUGGACCAGUGAAAGAGGAAAGAGGUGAUCUUAUAAAAUUUUACAAUACAAUAUAUGUAGGAAGAGUGAAGUCAUUUGCACUGAAAUACGACUUGUCGAAUCAGGAUCAUAUGAUGGAUGUUCCACCACUCUCUCCUUUUCCACAUAUCAAACAACAGCCAGGCUCACCACGCCGCAUUUCCCAGCAGCACUCCAUUUAUAUUUCCCCGCACAAGAAUGGGUCAGGCCUCACACCAAGAAGCGCUCUGCUGUACAAGUUCAAUGGCAGCCCUUCUAAGAGUUUGAAAGAUAUCAACAACAUGAUAAGGCAAGGUGAGCAGAAAACCAAGAAGCGAGUAAUAGCCAUCGAUAGUGAUGCAGAAUCCCCUGCCAAACGUGUCUGUCAAGAAAAUGAUGAUGUUUUACUGAAACGACUACAGGAUGUUGUCAGUGAAAGAGCAAAUCAUUAAUGUUGUUCUUGUUUCUAUGAUAAAAGCACUUUCAGAUUGUUCUGCAGAAAGUUGGAGCUCUGUCUUUCAAACCUUUUAGCCCUAUAGAUGAUAAAUAUCACUGGGUUAUAAGAAAAAAUUGCACAAAAAUUAUGUGCAUUUUAAAAUAUUUAUCCAAAAUGUAGUUGACAGAGAUGUAUUUUGAGUUGGAUUGGAAAGGAAUAUUUUAAGUGCCUUUUAAAAAUACUAAUAGUCCGGCCAGGCGCAGUGGCUCACGCCUGUAAUCCCAGGACUUUGGGAGGCCAAGGCAGGCAGAUCACCGGAGGUCGGGAGUUCGAGACCAGCCUGACCAACAUGGAGAAACCCCAUCUGUACUAAAAAUACAAAAUUAGCCAGGUGUGGUGGUGCAUGCCUGUAAUCCCAGCUACUUGGGAGGCUGAGGCAGAAUUGCUUGAACCCAGGAAGCGGAGGUUGUGGUGAGCUGAGGUUGUGCUACUGCACUCCAGCCUGGACAACAAGAGUAAAACUCCAUCUCAAAAAUAUAAAUCUAUAUUAAUAGGGAAUUUUUUUUAAUGUUUGCUCUUUGAGUUAGUUUUCAAGAUGAAAUAAGGAGAAACCCCAUAACUUUUUAGCUCUCUUUUAAAAAUAAAUGUCUCCUUCUGUGUUUUGUAAUAUGAGGAUAAAUAAUCUCCUUUUGGUAAGCAUGCUUUGAGAUAUUUGUAUUCUCAAUUUAAUAUUGAAGGAAGGGGUUGGUUCCCAUAGUACCUGGCCAGAGGGUUAUGUACCAGCCUGUCUCUGGCCUACUGUGGUAAUUCCACAUCCAGGUGCCACCGCCAUUCAGAGUUGUCUCACCCCUUCUCAUGCCUUUUCUCUCCUUGAGCUUUAUAAACAGAUUUGUACCUGAGCUCCAGUGCUACACUCAUCCUUGCUUUCCAGCCCUAAGCCAUCUCAGCCUGAUGUCACAACCCAAUAAAUGGGCCACUUUCUUCUUUUGUAAACUAUUAUCAUUUUGGUUUUUGUGACAUUAACUUAAUUAUAUAUGAUCAUAUUAACUCAUGUAGUUCUCAAAAUAGGCAGCUCCUUCUCAAGCCAGUAAAGUAAAAUUCAGUUAGUUAUUAAAAACUAAAUUCCUAUUAGUAAGAUAACACCAUGAUUAUGUGUGAUAUACUGUUUUUGAAAUCAUAGUAUCAGUCAUUCUCAAUAUCUGAGUCCCUAAGAAUAUUUUAAACCUUUUAAAAACCACAUAAAUAUCAUCUCAUGCCUCAUAAUUCUAAUAUAUAUAAUACAUCAGUAAAAUAGCUGCUUAUUACUUCCCCCACUUUGUUCUCAGUAUUGUUAGUGCAUCAUGAGUUUCCUGCUAGUGUCUGACCACUGGGUACUCCUAAAGAUGUUUUUCAGUACUAGGGAUGCUUUUCAGUACUAGGGAUGCUUUUUUCAGUACUAGGGAUGUACUAGGGAGUACUGAGUACUCCUGAAGAUGUUUUUCAGUACUAGGGAUGCUUUUCAGUAUUAGGGAGGCUUUUUUUCAGUGCUAGGGAUGCUUUUCAGUACUAGGGAUGCUUUCCAAAAUAUCACCUCUUUAACAUUUACUUUUUCUAGUGUGUGUCUGGAAUCCAAAAGACAUGAAUAAGCCACUCAUAAUUAAUUUUGAGAAGUUUUAUCAAAUGUUUAUGUUUCUAACUGCAAACCUUAAUUUUGGAAAGGCACAAUGUUUAACUCACCUAUGUUUAACCAUGGCUAAUUUUAAAAAGUCUAAGAUUUGGCUGUCACUAAUUAGUAUUCUCAAGAAUUUCGUUUUUCAAUUUUAAGAAGAAAAGGGAUUUUGGUCACAUUUUGCUUGUAAAUGAAAAUUACAUCCUCAUUCUUUGUGUAGUAUCUACACAUUGUUAUAAGCCAAAAAACAAAAGUCUGUCUGGAAUCCUUGUACAUAUUUGUAUGUUGCUAUAAUUGUUAUUUUUAUCUUCAUUAUUGUGUAAAAUAUAAAUAAGCAUUUGUACAUUGACUGUAUAAGAAACCAUGGGCCAGGUCCUGUGGCUCAUGCCAAUAAUCCCAACACUUUGGGAGGCCGAGGCAGGAGAAUUGCUUCAGUCCAGGAGUUCAAGACUAACCUGGGCAACAUAGCCCUCAUCUCUACAAAAAAUAAAAAAAUUAGUUGGGUGUGAUGGCAUGUGCCUGUAGUCCCAGCUACUCAGGAGACCGACAUGAGAGGAUCACUUGAGGCUGGGAGAUUCUGAGGCUGCAGUGAGCUGUGAUUGCACCACUACACUCCAUCCUAGGUGAGAGGGCAAGACCCUUUCUCAGAAAAGGAAAAAAAGAAAUUCUGGACAUGUUUUUAUCAGUUUUCAGGACUUGGUAUCAAUGUACAUAAAAUGGCUAAUAAAAAUUGGAAUUGAGAUUAUUGAAAAAAA
Molecule: messenger RNA, 6886 nt
Organism: Symphalangus syndactylus (siamang)
Lineage: Eukaryota; Metazoa; Chordata; Mammalia; Primates; Hylobatidae
Gene: RBL1
Product: RB transcriptional corepressor like 1
Biological process (GO): regulation of transcription by RNA polymerase II; negative regulation of G1/S transition of mitotic cell cycle; cell differentiation
Cellular component (GO): nucleus; transcription regulator complex; chromatin
Molecular function (GO): RNA polymerase II transcription regulatory region sequence-specific DNA binding
Source: RefSeq, a predicted model, not a curated record